This is a messenger RNA of Phytophthora nicotianae INRA-310, 762 nucleotides long. RefSeq lists its product as hypothetical. The record is from RefSeq and is a predicted model, not a curated record. Bases 1 to 762 code for a protein of 253 amino acids. The transcript has 5 exons. Gene Ontology annotation, molecular function: protein binding. Lineage: Eukaryota; Oomycota; Peronosporomycetes; Peronosporales; Peronosporaceae.
AUGUCCGGUCACAAUGGACGGAUCUCUGAAGUGUCAGUCAUCGAUUCUCUUCUUACCGACGGCGAUUACGCGGGAUACAUGGGCAAUGGUCAUAGGGAAUCGCUGCGCUUGUCGGAGGUGCUCGACCUCGAGUCUUACGACGAUGAUCGCUUGUCCAACCUAAGUGGCAUCUCGGAAGGCGCAGGUGACCGCAACAGACAGCGAAAAUCUGCGGUUGAAAGGACGGUGAAAGAAAAUGAAGAGACCUUCUCGGAAAACGAGAACGAGCGCGAGCUGUGCGGUGGUUGUGGCCUAGUUCUGGAGGGAGAAGCGGUCGGACCCCUGAGCCAGUAUUUUCACUAUGCGGUGCGCGUUCCACCAAUGAUGCUAUCAGGCUCGUUUCGGCAAAAAGUGCCACCGAUGCGACAAAGUGCUUUAGAAGAAAAAAAGUGGUCAAAGCCCUCGACCAUCUUUACCACCCAGACUGCUUUGUAUGCAGUGCCUCCCUUUCAGGUACGCGACGAAACCACAGAGAGUUUCUUCGAGCACGAAGGCCAGGCUGUUUGUGCGAAAUGCAAACACGAAGCAAUCGCGCAGGACGAGCCGAGCUUUCCAGAGAACAUGGCCCCAGUGUCCAAUGGUGUUGCUGGCUAUCGGUACGACGCCCAGGACGACACACAACUGACUAUUUAUCCUGGCGACGAAGUCGCUAUUCUCGAGAAGGAUGACGAUGGCUGGUGGAUCUGCGCAGCAAGCGUGGUUACGUACCAGGCUCCUACUUAA